Saccharomycodes ludwigii is the source of this 2763-nucleotide messenger RNA. RefSeq names its product glutamine amidotransferase subunit DUG2 (gene DUG2). The record is from RefSeq and is a predicted model, not a curated record. Lineage: Eukaryota; Fungi; Ascomycota; Saccharomycetes; Saccharomycodales; Saccharomycodaceae. The transcript has a single exon. Gene Ontology annotation, biological process: proteolysis; glutathione catabolic process. Gene Ontology annotation, molecular function: protein binding; peptidase activity. The coding region runs from base 1 to 2763 and encodes 920 amino acids.
AUGUCAACAAUUUCUAUUAACCCCCCUCCUUCAUUACAUAGAUGGAAACACAACUAUUCUAUUUUAUGUUCUAUACCAUUUCCUUCUAAGAAAAUAUUGUUUGCCGGUACCCAAGACUCCAAGAUUUUAUGUUUUGACUCAACAACCUAUACUUUAAUUAAAACAAUUAAAUUGGGCUACCAGCAACAACAACAACAACAACAACAACAACAAGAGGGAGAAUCCAACCUUAACGAUGCAUAUACAGAUAAAUUAGAAAAUACAAAAUCUAGUGUUUUAUGUUUAGCUAAAUCUCAAGAUGAACAUUAUUUAUUUGCAGGCGGUGCCGAUUCCUUGGUUAGAAUAUGGAAUAUUGAUGUAGAACCUCUGAAAACAACUUCCGCCAAUAACUUUAACCCAGGAAAUAUUAUUAUUCAAGAAAUAGCUGCAAUCUAUUCUACCAUAGAUAUCGGUGAUAUUUUCAGUUUAACAUAUUUAGAUUCUACUCAAACCGUAAUUUUCGGUUCACAAAGAGCUUCUUUGUUGUAUGUCAGUGAUAUUUUUAACUCUAAAAUAUGCAGCCAUUCUUAUGACAAAUUGCCUCAUGUUAGAUAUGAUAAAUUUUUCGAUUCCACAGGCCCUGAUGGUAAAAAACCUGUUUCCGUUAGCAGUCCUAUAUCGCGUGGUAUAUCUCCGUGUCUAGCCAAUUCAAAUGAUACACUGUAUGAUGGUAUAAACAACCAAUCGAGUGUUAUUAUAGAGGUUCCCUCUGAGAAUAUUAUUCUGUAUGCUCAUAACGGCUUUAUUUAUUCAUUAUGCCAGUACGAAAACAAUUUGGAACACAAUAAAAAGUAUAUUUGUUCAGGUGCAGGUGAUGGCAUAUCAAAAAUAUGGACUUUUAAUAAGAAAACUUUAAAACUAGAAUAUAUAUUUCAAUUGCCGUAUCAUGCGAACACAAAUGCAGUAAAACAAGAUGCUUUUGAAAUUGAUGGUGAUACUGGAGAAGACGAUGAGGAUGAGGAUGAGGAUGAGGAUGACGAUGAUAUCGUUUAUUGCCAAGCUGUUCAAUUUCCAUUUUUAUAUUGCGGACUCAAUUCAGGCAUUGUCAAAAUUUACGAUUUGAAUACAAGACAGUUGGUUUCUGUAUUAACAUGCGGUACUACUGACGAUGUAACUGGGAUAGUUGUUUAUAAGGACUGCGUGUUUGUAGCCACAAAAAAUUCAAUUUUCAAGUUUACCGGGAAUAGCGACAGAUAUAAAUGGGAUAUUAAUGGACAAUUGGGAAAUAUUUUAUCGAUGUCAUUAUUUUCUUGUGAACAAAUUUGUAAAAAUUGUUCAAGAUUACGGUUGGUCACAGGUAGUAAUGAUGGUAGCCUAGUUUUAUGGAAUAUUACUGACUUGGUGGACAAAAAAUUGAAUGAAUACCAAGAAUAUCCACAUACUUUGAAAUGCAUCGACUUUAAUAAUGAUCAUUUACUACAAACUUUAAAAGAAUUAGUUGGUUUCCAAUCUGUUUCUUCGUCUUCUAACAUUAACAAAUACCUGAUCGACUCACACCGUUGUGCCACGUAUUUAGUCGAUUUAUUAAAUCAAUUUGGUGCAUCUAGCAAAUUGAUACCGGUUUUAAAGGGCAACAAAAACCCAAUUGUAUACGGUAAAUUUAAAGCAAAUACAACUAACAGUGGUAAAAAAAAAUCUAUAUUGUGGUAUGGCCAUUACGAUGUCAUACCAGCCGAAGAUACAACUUCUUGGGUUACCGAUCCAUUUAAAUUAACGAGCGAAAAUGGAUUCUUAAAAGCUCGCGGUGUUUCAGAUAACAAAGGUCCGUUAUUGGCCGCAAUAUAUGCAAUUGCAGAUGUGUAUAACAACAAUCAACUUCAAAACGACAUAACUUUUUUAAUUGAAGGCCAAGAAGAAUCUGGCAGCCGUGGGUUUUUUGAAGCACUAAACAAUAAUUUGGGGAAAGAAGAAAGCUUUGAUUGGAUUUUAUUUAGUAACUCAUACUGGUUAGACCAACAUAUUCCAUGUUUAAAUUAUGGUUUACGAGGCGUUAUCAAUUCUAAAAUCACCAUCACGAGUAAAGAAUCUGAUAGGCAUUCUGGGGUAGAUGGUGGGGUGCACAAAGAACCCACAACUGAAAUUUUCCAAAUCAUCUCUAAACUAAUUGAAAGCAACGACAAGGUAUUAAUACCUGAAUUUUACUCUACUUUGAAACCAAUUUCUGAGUCUGAAUUGAAAAAUUUCAAAAAAAUUUUAGAAAGAACAAACAUAGAUCAUACAAUUGAUGAUUUAAUUGUUAAAUGGACAAGGCCAUCGUUGUCCAUCACCUCUAUGAGUGUAUCUGGUCCUGGAAACGUUACCGUAAUUCCUAAAUCUGCCACCGUUAGUGUUUCAAUUAGAAUUGUACCUGAACAAAACUUGAAUGAUGUUAAAACAAAGUUUAUCACCUAUUUGGAAAACAAUUUCAAAAAACUAAUGUCAAAGAAUCAGUUAUUUAUCGAGAUUUUAAACGAGGCAGAACCUUGGCUGGGUAAUCCUGACAACCGAGCUUAUCAAAUAAUUAGAAAAGAGGUGGAGGAUGUGUGGGGUACAGAACCGUUGUUAGUUAGAGAAGGUGGAUCUAUUCCAAUGGUUAGAGUUUUAGAGCAACAUUUUAAUGCGCCUGCAAUACAAAUACCUUGUGGUCAGUCUACUGAUAACGCCCAUUUGGACAAUGAACAAUUAAGAAUCGUUAACUUUUUUAAUUUAAGAGUAAUUAUCCACAAUGUAAUUAAUAGGUUAUAG